Messenger RNA from Phanerochaete carnosa HHB-10118-sp, 1313 nucleotides. RefSeq lists its product as uncharacterized. The transcript is spliced from 4 exons. The record is from RefSeq and is a predicted model, not a curated record. Lineage: Eukaryota; Fungi; Basidiomycota; Agaricomycetes; Polyporales; Phanerochaetaceae. The coding region runs from base 75 to 1136 and encodes 353 amino acids.
CUUCAGCUACUGUAGACUUAGAUCUCUCCCCUCCCUGAAGCCUCUGUUCCCUACGACACGUUCAAUCUGCAGAAAUGAGUUCAGAAUUGUCGCCAAUUCCUCCAUCGCCCGGCUUUGGUGCGCGCCGCAAGGGACCAAAGGCACCUCCAAAGCUGCCCAUGUCCGUCUUCACUCCCCCUCCUUCAGGGACCACGAACGGCUUUCCGCUGCAGCCAGACCCUAGCACGAUGCACCCCAAGGAGGUCGUGGACGCUCAUGUUGUCGCGCCAGGCGGCGAUCUGAGCAAGUGGUCGCAAGAGACAAGCCAAGUGCUUGGUAGCAAGGCUGCUGGCGUCGUCGUAUCACUGAGCGGCACCGGCUCAUCGGAGGUCGAGGCGGCAAUAGCAUCGCUGCGCUCCAGUGGUACUCAGCCACCAAUUUUGGCGAUUCUCGUACCAUUUUCGUUGGACCAAGGCGCACCCUCCGAUCCCCCAGCGUAUCUUCAGGCCCCAAACACAUCAGGCCCCACCAUUGUGCUGUCCACUGUGUACACGCGUUACACACCGAAGUCCGUCGAGGCUCUCCAAUGGGCGCUCGAGAAGGGCUUCAUAGUCGAUGUUGACAUCGAGACGAACCUUCGAGCGGGCGAGGGCGCCUGGGAAGAUCUUGAAGAAUUCCUGGUGAAGGCCAUCCCGACCUCACACAGGGGCAAGAUCAUCCUCUCCAACAUUUUGCCGCCGCCCGAUGAUCUGACACUGCCCAUAGUGAAGCUGCUCACGCACUCCACGUACCAGGACUACCAGGCGCAGACCGCCGCGCUUUCGCUUUACGCCAAUCUCUCGGUCAAGUUCACCCCGCCCGUGUGGGGCUCGCCGACGCCCGGCGCGCCGGAGGGCGGGCCCCGGACGGCGGACACGCUCGACAAGAAGGAGUGGAAGAGGCGCAUUAAGAUGUACAUUGGUCCUGCACUUGAGGCGCUUGGGUACCAGCGGAUCCUCUUUGGAUCCUCGCCAUCGCCGUCCUCACGCGCACAAUCAAACGCUGGCGAUUGGUACGAGCUUGCGCGCGAGUCCUUCGCCGAGCUGGGCCUCGAGCAGGAGGACAUCGAUGCCGUUUUUGCCGGCAACGCAAAAAGCGUAUACGGCAGCAGCUCAUAGUCAGGUGCCGACAAGGUGCAUAAGAUGGGAAAUUGGAUGGAUAACAUGAAAUUGGCAAUUUUUUGAGCGUUGUUGUACGCACAAUAUCACUGUAUACUUGCAGGACAAGAUCUCUUGUAGCCUCGUUUGUGUUGUGUAUAUCUUAUAUUUAUCUUGAUGUUUUGACAGAGCAUGCUU